Molecule: messenger RNA, 918 nt
Organism: Fusarium poae
Lineage: Eukaryota; Fungi; Ascomycota; Sordariomycetes; Hypocreales; Nectriaceae
Exons: 1
Coding region: 1-918 (305 amino acids)
Biological process (GO): chorismate biosynthetic process; shikimate metabolic process
Molecular function (GO): shikimate 3-dehydrogenase (NADP+) activity
Source: RefSeq, a predicted model, not a curated record
AUGACAUCCGAAGAUCAAGAAAGCCGCACUCUACACCUUGUAGGCAUCGGUGUUGGCCACUCCAUCGCUCCGCCCAUGCACAACCACAUCGCACAGUCUCUUGGGCUUCCAUGGACCUUUUAUGCCACAGAGUGUACCACUCUCGAUGAGCUGAUGGAACUCGCGAGAAAGGAUACUACGGCGGGUCUGGUCGUCACAAUGCCUUAUAAGAAUGCCAUCCUCCCUCGACUCGACGUCUUGGAUGACCUUUCCACCACCAUCGGUGCUUGCAAUAACGUCUAUCGUGAUUGGGAAGACCCCAAGAAAUUACACGGAACCAACACCGACUGGCGUGGCAUCAAGGGUUGCUUACUCGAGAAGGGAGAUCAGGCUGGUGUGCCUGUUCUGAACAAGCCAGCUCUGAUAGUUGGUGCAGGAGGUGCGAGCCGAGCUGCUGUCUACGCAUUGAACUCUUACUUCAAAUCAUCGGUUAUUUACGUACUCAACCGUGAUUCCCAGGAAGUAGAGGAUCUCGUGAAAGAUUCGCAAAAGCUUUCGCCAAUCCCCAAAAUUGUUCACGUCAAAGAGGGCGAUGCUCAAAAUCUUGAGACUCCAUACUACGUUGUUGGUACGGUGCCUGAUCUUGAACCCAAGAGCCCCGAAGAACUCGCUGUCAAGGCCUCUCUCGAGGACUUCCUUUCACGCCCGGAAAAGGGCGUACUACUCGACAUGUGCUUCAAGCCUAGACGUACCAGGAUGAUCAAGCUCGCAGAACAAAAGGGAUGGCCUACGGUUGAAGGAACUCACGUUAUCGGAUAUCAGAUUGAGGAACAGUGGAGGCUUUGGGCCGGGGCUGAGAAGGUUAAGAAACUUGACAAGGAAGGAGCAUGGAAGGUUCUGAUGGCUGGAGCAGAAAGUAGUGCUGGUAUCAACUUCUAG